AUUCUUCUUUGAUCUCAGCAUGGACACCUCCUCCUCCUCAUCCUUCUCAUCAUCUCCCAACGCUUCCUCCAGCAUUUUUGGUUCCUUCGACCUCGAAGCCGACGCCAACCCCUCCUUCCCCUACACACCUUCCCUUUCCGGCCGGCGGUGGAGGCCCAGGUUCUUCUGCAAGUCCAUCUCCACCGGCGGCGACGCCCACCACUUCCUUGACACCUGCUUUCUCUGCAAGAAGCCGAUCGCUGCCGGCGAUGAUAUCUUCAUGUACAGAGGGGACGCGCCGUUUUGCAGCGAGGAGUGCAGGGAGGAGCAGAUGGAGAUGGACGAGGCGUUGGAGAAUAACCGCAACAAGUUCUCUUCUUCUUCUAUGAGAAACUCUUCUUCUUCGUCGGCGUCGUCAACGAUAAAGCAUAAGCCAAGCCUCAUCAUCCGUCAAAACUCUCGGAACGUUCAUGCCAUGGUUGCUGGCUGCUAGUGUAUGUGUAACAAUGAGAGAGGGAGAUCAUAAAACAAGCAAGCUCACGUUUUAAGGGAUUCUCCUUUUUCAUCUUUUUUUCUUCUUUCUUUUUGUUUUUUGGUUUUUGUAUGGGACGAGGGAGCUUGAGUAAUCUGAUGUAAAGAAGAGUUUCCUAGAGUACUCCAGCAGUGGCCCAAGAGGCUUCUUCCACUUUACUUUAAGGGGAAAAAAAAAAAUUUGGAACUUGGGUUGGAGUUGUUCAUAGUGUUAUGUCGGAUGGUGGUUUUGUGAUGUAAAUUUUGCACAUCCAAAAGAGUUUAAUUA
Messenger RNA from Elaeis guineensis (African oil palm), 778 nucleotides. RefSeq lists its product as uncharacterized. Lineage: Eukaryota; Viridiplantae; Streptophyta; Magnoliopsida; Arecales; Arecaceae. The record is from RefSeq and is a predicted model, not a curated record.